Messenger RNA from Cajanus cajan (pigeon pea), 1028 nucleotides. Its product is annotated as carbonic anhydrase Nec1. The record is from RefSeq and is a predicted model, not a curated record. Gene Ontology annotation, biological process: one-carbon metabolic process. Lineage: Eukaryota; Viridiplantae; Streptophyta; Magnoliopsida; Fabales; Fabaceae. Gene Ontology annotation, molecular function: carbonate dehydratase activity; zinc ion binding.
ACUAAUAAUCUCUCUGACAGCAUUCUACACACAAAGGCCAACUCUCUCCACUAUAUCUGAAACAUGCAGCGUCAAAGCCACAUUUCGAUUGCAAUUUUACUUAUGUCCGUCCUAUUUUGCUCCACAUUGACUAGAGCUCUUCAAGAACCUGAGUAUGGUUAUGAUAAAAAGAGUGCAAAAGGGCCCCAACACUGGGGUGAUCUUAAAGAAGAAUGGGCAGCCUGCAAAAUAGGGCAAAGUCAAUCUCCUAUUGAUUUGUCAACAAGCAGAGUGGAAGUGAUCCCCAAGUUAGGAGGGUUAAAGUACUGGUCCUAUAAGCCUCAACCUGCUACUAUCACCAACAGGGGUCAAGAUGUUUCGGUAAACUGGGUAGGGGAUGCUGGCUCAAUAGACAUAGAUGGAACAUCUUUCUUCCUCCAACAAGCCCAUUGGCACUGGCCUGCCGAACAUACCAUCAAUGGCCGAAGGUAUGACUUGGAGUUGCACAUGGUUCAUGUUAGCCCACAGCCUGAUGGAACAAACAAAACCGCUGUUGUUGGUAUUUUGUACAAGUACGGUUCGCCCGAUCCAUUUCUCUCCGAGUUGGGAAAAUACAUAAAGGACAUUCCUAAUGAGGAUGAUGAGAAAAGCGUAGGAGUGAUUGAUCCCUCAGAAAUGAUGAGGGGUAGCAAGAUGUACUACAGGUAUUUGGGAUCACUCACUGCACCUCCUUGCACUGAAGGCAUCAUUUGGACCGUUGAUAAGAAGAUAAGAACCGUUUCAAGGGGACAAGUGAAGUUAUUCAUGGAUACAGUACUUGAACAUUAUGCCAGAAAGAAUGCAAGGCCGUUGCAGCCCAUAAAUCAUCGGGAGAUACAACUUUACGUCCCAAAGCCAAAGAAUAAACCUCUGUAUUAAUUUGAGCAUCAUUGUAUUUUUUAUUUAAUUGAUUUGUUUCUGUAUUUGUUUGAAAUUCGUUCGUAUUAUGUGUAAUAAGUGUUUCUGCUCCGAAUGGAAACACAUAUAAAAGACGAAUAAAUAUUAAUAAU